This is a messenger RNA of Nothobranchius furzeri (turquoise killifish), 1686 nucleotides long. RefSeq names its product matrix metallopeptidase 23ba (gene mmp23ba). Gene Ontology annotation, molecular function: metalloendopeptidase activity; zinc ion binding. The record is from RefSeq and is a predicted model, not a curated record. Lineage: Eukaryota; Metazoa; Chordata; Actinopteri; Cyprinodontiformes; Nothobranchiidae. Gene Ontology annotation, cellular component: extracellular matrix. Gene Ontology annotation, biological process: collagen catabolic process; extracellular matrix organization; proteolysis.
UAGUACAGAAAUACAAGAGGAAAGAAAAAAAAACUCCAGCAGCCCAUCUGAUUCUGCUUAAACCGCGCUGUGGCGGGACGAGCAGUGCGUUUGGUUUUCAUUAGAUAGUCUCGACACUGACCCCCUGCCCCAGCUCCAGAAACGCGAAGCCAGCCCGCUUGGCAGGCGCGCGCUGAGAGGAAAAGCAGAGCUGGUGCGCAGUCUGCGCAGCUUUCUGCACCCCGAGCUGCGCCGCCGCACACAGACAAACUGACUGAUGUCACCACCAAGAAGCACACAUCUGCAUUGAGGUGACGAGCUGUAUUCGCAGAUACUUUUUGUUUCCUGUGAAACUGAAGCCAUGGUGUGCAGCCGGACUCCCGGACGGCUACGCAGCGGAGGCUCCGCUCCUCUGCUGGCCGCUGCGCUGCUCAGCCUUCUGCUCGCAGGGAUGCAAACCACAGCGUUUCCCUCCUGGAGGGUCGAGGAAGAAGCUCACACCACCGUGCUGCUCAUCGGGAUCCGCAAGGAGGCCCGCUCCCAAGUGCUCAACCUCUCCAGGAACAAGCGCUACACUCUGACCCCGGAGAAUCUCAAAUGGGACAAGUUCAAGCUGACAUACAAGUUGCUCUCUUUUCCUACAAACCUGAUGAACGCUAGCGACGCGCGCCGAGGGUUCGCCAGGGCUUUUGGCAUGUGGAGCGACAUCUCGCCGUUCACAUUCAGAGAAGUGCCAGCCGACCAAGAGGCAGACAUUAAGAUUGGUUUCUACCCAGUCAACCACACAGACUGCUGGCAGUCCUAUUUGCACCAUUGUUUCGACGGCAUCACAGGUGAACUGGCCCACGCAUUCUUCCCACCUACAGGCGAGAUCCACUUUGACGACCACGAACACUGGAUUCUGGGAAAUAUGCGCUUCAGCUGGAAGAAAGGCGUUUGGCUGACGGAUCUCGUCCAUGUGGCGACACAUGAAAUUGGUCAUGCCCUUGGACUCAUGCACUCUAUGGACCCAAAAGCAAUAAUGCACCUGAACGCAACCCUGACGGGACGCAAGCUGAUCACGCAGGAUGACGUGUGGGGUCUGCACCGUCUCUAUGCUGACUGGGAACUGCUUUCUGAUCGUCCUUCUGAAUCCACCCCCCUCUCUCUUCCAGGAUGUCUGGACCGGUUAUUCAUCUGUCCUGCUUGGGCUCGGAAAGGCUACUGUGACAGCAAGCGUAGGCUGAUGCAGAAGCACUGCCCCUCCAGCUGUGAUUUCUGUUAUGAAUUCCCAUUCCCAACUGUGGCUCCAACACCAACUCCCAUGAGGACCAAACACAAGCUGGUGAUCGAAGGCAAGAGGUUAACGUUUCGCUGUGGGAAGAAAAUCGCAUCAAAGAGAGGCAAAGUCUACUGGUACAAAGACGGGGAGCUGUUGGAAUUCUCUCACCCAAACUAUAUCUCCCUGAAAGACGACCACAUCACCAUCGUGGCCAACGCCAUCAACGAAGGCACGUACACAUGCGUCGUAAAGAAAAGGGACAAAGUUCUCACUAACUACUCGUGGAGGGUACGGGUUCGCUUCUGAAGGCCUCCUCAGCCCUGCGGCACAUGGGACUCUAGGGCACAUAUUUAAUUUUUGUAUCACCUUAAUGAAAUGUUUUUCCUUUGAUAACUUUUAAAUAGAUGUUUAACAUUCAAAUAAUAAAAAAUCAAUAACGGGUAAAC